Molecule: messenger RNA, 725 nt
Organism: Phacochoerus africanus (Common warthog)
Lineage: Eukaryota; Metazoa; Chordata; Mammalia; Artiodactyla; Suidae
Gene: LAMTOR4
Product: late endosomal/lysosomal adaptor, MAPK and MTOR activator 4
Exons: 5
Coding region: 244-486 (80 amino acids)
Biological process (GO): cellular response to amino acid stimulus; positive regulation of TOR signaling
Cellular component (GO): Ragulator complex; lysosome
Molecular function (GO): guanyl-nucleotide exchange factor activity
Source: RefSeq, a predicted model, not a curated record
GGGCCUGAGAGGAAGAGCCAGUGGGAUAGCAAAGGUGGGGUGUUUAGGGCCGGUGGAAGCCAGGGGCAUUGGGUGAGGACUGAUGGAGGCUCAGGAAGAUCAAUGUUGAAAACCGUGUAGAAGGAAGAAGACUUCUGCACUGACCCAGGGGCUGGAGCGAAUCCCAGACCAGCUUGGCUACCUGGUGCUGAGUGAAGGCGCGGUGUUGGCGACAGAGCAACAAGUGGGAAGACUGAGGAAAAGAUGGAGCCUGGACCAAGUCCAUGGCAGUCAUCUGGGGAUCUAGAGAAUGACGAGCAGGCAGCCAGCGCCAUCUCUGAGCUGGUCAGCACUGCCUGCGGUUUCCGGCUGCACCACGGCAUGAGCAUCCCCUUCAAGCGCCUUUCGGUGGUCUUUGGAGAACACACAUUGCUCGUGACCGUGUCGGGACAGAGGGUGUUUGUGGUGAAGAGGCAGAACCGAGGCCGGGAGCCCAUUGACGUCUGAGCCCGCCGGAGGGCGAGGGGCAGAGGUGGAUGGGGCUGGGAAGCCUCUGUGAUGAGGAGGACACAAGCUCCCCCCCCGCCUCUCCCUUGCCUGCUAGAGCUAAGCCAUCUGCACACCCACUUCUCCAUCCCCUACCUGGCAGGGCAGGGGCUUGGAGACUUUGUUAAGGAGAGUGAGGGCAAGGGGCCCUCCCUCUUCCCACCCUCCCUCCUAAUAAACAUGAGUCUGAUGUUCCCGGG